CAUACCAUGUCCUGGUUGUUGGUCAUGUGGAUUAGCCUCGGCUUCCUGUUGCUGUGCCACGCCACACUCUACCAGACCAUCCAGCAGCACCACGUGGCCCGGCCCGGGCGCACAGAAAUCCUCACCUUGGAGGGAGGCACGUGCGAGGUGAUCGCCGCCCAUCGAUGCUGUAACAAGAAUCGUAUCGAGGAGCGUUCUCAGACAGUCAAAUGCUCCUGUUUACCGGGGAAAGUGGCCGGGACGACACGCAACAAGCCCUCCUGUGUGGAUGCGUCCAUUGUAAUUGGGAAAUGGUGGUGUGAGAUGGAACCGUGUCUUGAGGGAGAAGAGUGCAAGACUCUGCCUGACAACUCUGGAUGGAUGUGCUCCUCUGGGAACAAAAUCAAGACCACGAGGAACACCCAGCCAUACUCCCCUUUUUAG
Limanda limanda (common dab) is the source of this 423-nucleotide messenger RNA. Its product is annotated as chemokine-like protein TAFA-1. Lineage: Eukaryota; Metazoa; Chordata; Actinopteri; Pleuronectiformes; Pleuronectidae. Gene Ontology annotation, molecular function: receptor ligand activity. The record is from RefSeq and is a predicted model, not a curated record. The coding region runs from base 7 to 423 and encodes 138 amino acids. The transcript has 4 exons. Gene Ontology annotation, biological process: regulation of neuroblast proliferation; neuroblast differentiation.